Messenger RNA from Penicillium oxalicum, 969 nucleotides. Its product is annotated as zinc finger protein. Lineage: Eukaryota; Fungi; Ascomycota; Eurotiomycetes; Eurotiales; Aspergillaceae. Bases 1 to 969 code for a protein of 322 amino acids. The transcript has a single exon. The record is from RefSeq and is a predicted model, not a curated record.
AUGGACAGUUGCGAACUACGCAAGAUCGGGCAAGGUUUUUGCGGCACAGUAUGGGCUGCAUCCACUGGGCCAGCUUUCAAAAGAGAAGAUGGAGGGCCCGGCCGAUCGCUGAAGAAUGACUGGGACAUGCACCGAAAAGUCCUCCAAAGCUUUGAAGCAUCCAAGUCACUCUGUCUUCGAACUCGAGUACCAGCAUGCUAUGAUUUUAUCAAAUCGAACGACAGCACUUGGUGGUCAGCGAACCAAGGAAAGUUUCCAUCAGGAUACACCCCGUGCAAUAUACUUGUCUCGCAACGAAUCCCUCCCUUUUCGGAUAAGACAAGAGCUUUGCUGAUACAAGAGUACUGCCCAAAAAGUAUCAUGCCGCGAAUCCUAGCCAGCGAGCCAGACAAGGAUUGCUUGAUUCGACCCUACUUGGGUCGCAGGCGAUUCCGCAAGUCUUCAUCUGCUCCCACCAGAUUUAGCGCGUUUUCACUGCGCAAUUUCCCCCUCCAUGUGGAUCAAAUGGAGUCACUUGGAGUGACUAGUCAAGAAAUGUCACAGUACGCUAUGGCAAUGGCAGAGACUCUCGCUAUAAUGCAUUGGAGCUGUGAGAUUGAUGGAAACGACAUUGAGUUUGUACUUGCCCCUGCAACGUCGCCUGAGAAUAGUCUCACGCUACAAUCUGCAGUCCUUGGAGAACACUCUGUAUGGGUGCUAGAUUUUGAUGUUUGCAGGAGCAUGGCCAUGGACUCGGAUGGGGUGAAGCAAGCCGUUACUGCAUUCUGGCGUAACGACCCUUUUUAUCCUCGACCAGAGCCAACUACCCACACGAAUCCACUUUGGAAAACCUUUCGAGAACAUUACCUACUCACGAGUAAAUCUUGCAGAAGUGAACGGCAUCCUCUGGCGAUGAAAUUCAGUGACUUGGUGGAGCAAGAAGGAAUACGACGGGGAGCUCAGAAGAGCAAUACAUACGCAGCUUCUUAG